CUUGCUUAGCUUAUACUUAUGCUGAUAAAGAAAGGAAUCCAGCCAAUAGACUAAUAAAGCAGUUCCGUUCCUUUCCAUUCCAUUUGACUGUUCACAAUUCCCAACCGAAGCGAUGUCUACGAAGCCAUUUCCUGUAGUUCCUCCCCGGCCGUCGCGGGCUCCCAAUCCUCGAUCACCUCCAAACCCCGAGAUGCCAAAAGUGCCUGCUCGCCCGAACAAUCGCCGCAUUGACCGCUCUGCCUCUCCCAAUUGCGAUAGCUACGCCCCGUCACCAUUAAACGAGUUGCCAGCUGGGUCGGGUACGAGACGCCGACACUCAAACGAUGCCUCUAAUACUCCCGCUCGCCCGCCUAGUGUUACCCUACCCUCGGUUGGCCAGGAAGGGAUGGAGUAUGAAGGUCUAGAAUACCAGAAUUCAAGCGCGGAUAACAGGGAGAAAAGUCACGACCCUCCUAUGGAAACACGGAAUGUGAAUCGCGACCUACAUCUUCACGCUCCAAAGCCAUCGUUACCAAGUUCCAGCGCUGAAGCGCAGGUGCGGGCCGUUACCCGAACAGAUUCGCAACAGGCUGCCGCUGCAGGCAUUGGGAAUGUUGUAUCCUCUCCUGACUACGGUGGUGCGGAGCGCUCGAGGCCCAGCCAUAUGGAAACCGACGGGUCUCGGCAGGGAUCUUCUACUUCUUCAACAAAUCGUCGGACAUCCAUACAGUAUGGAGAGGAAGGAGGCAUUCCUGAAAUUGGCCAGCGCGUGCCUAUGGAUCCUAAUGCAGGCGACGUGCAAGCGCCGUCGCCAUCUCAAUUUGGUGAACUUGGCAAUGAAGGUGGACAACAGCGGCAUGGGCGCAACCAUCAGCGUACUAAAAGUGGUCGGGAAGCUUCCCUUCCACCGGGUAGCUAUGGGCUUCGCGGCCACGGAGUACAACCAAGCGACAGGUUUGAGAAGGCGUGGUUUGACAAGCACCCUGAUGAACUGGCACGCGAGGAGCAGUCCCAGUAUGGACCGGGCCUGGGCCAUGAGCGACCGGAAUGCGCCUUAAGCAGCGAUGAUUUAAAUAAAAUCGUGAGGAGAUCUGCAAGUACAGGGGUUGGUUUGGCAACUCAUGCGAACGUUGUAGGCACACCGCAAGAAGAGCUGGCAUACGUUGCGACUGACGAACUUGCUUCUCGGCUUGCAUCUGCAGCUCCUGAGUCUCGCUUGUCUAAAGGUGAGUAUCUCCAGUCGCAGGGCCUAGUAGAAGCCCCCAUAAAGGAAUCUGUUGUUGCUGGCGCAGCAGAUACUGAACAUAGUGUUUCGGAAACAGACACUCAUGAGAAGGAGGAGGUAAUCCAUAUUGAUGAGCCGCUUCAUAGCCAACACCACCCCGAUGGCUUUGCCCCCGCACCAGAGGAUCACAAACCACAUGGCGCCCAGCCAUUGGAGGAGCCUGGUUGGGCUGAUGAAAACCCAAAUGAAGCACCCGUCCUCGCAGCGGAUGAAAUUGAACCACGUGCAGAGCAUUUACAACCUGCGAUCUCGCCCGCUUUCGAGCUCGGCUCUCCCGGUGUGAACGCCCACAGUCGAUCAAAUAGCCGUACAGAAAUCGCGCAAGUAGCCAGACCUCCAGUACUCAAGGUACUGUUCAACAUUGACGAGCUUGUCCCGCAGCGGGGACGUGAGGAAAUCCAUACGAACUCGAAGACGUUAAAGAUUACACCUGCAGAGCGAUUUAAACGUCGUUCUGAGCAACAUCGAUUUCCUAGCAAGGAUAUUUGGGAAGAUGCUCCGGACAGUUUACAACUGGAGGCUACAGUCACAACGCCCGAUGUCCCAAGUAAGUCUAGCGAUAACGAGAAGUCCCCGUUAGAGCCUUCAGAGGAGGAAGCUUUGCAGAACAAGCGAACAACGUCUUCAAAGCCCAGUUCCCCGUUAAAGGAGCUUCAGAGUCAUCUUGAGGAUGAAAAGCCGCCUAGGGCGGAAUCCAGACAGCGGUUCCCGAGUAAAGAUGUUUGGGAGGAUGUUCCUGACAGUCAGCGGCUUGUAACUACUGUUCAGACGCCUCAGGAGGGAGAGAAGUCGACUUCCCCUGAAAGCCCAACGAAACCUGCACCCACCAUUCCUGCGCGACCUUCAAAAUCGAUAAGCCCCGUAGAGGGAAAAGCCCCAAGCCCAGCUGAGUCUAGAAAACCGCCUACAAUCCCUAGCCGUCCAAAACCUAAGCCCCCUGCACGACCAGCAAAACCGUCAUCACACAAUUCUGACGAGAGCAUAACAACAACCGUAUCUGCUGGCUCUCCUGAUGCUCUGGCAGCACCGCCAUUCGUAAAGCCAAAACCUCCUAUUCCCACUCGACCUGGUGGGUCCAAAAUCGCUGCUCUGAAGGCCGGAUUUCUUUCACAAUUGGAGGGUCAUCUGAAGUUGGGACCGCAAGGCCCUAAACCUCAAGAAAAGAAGCCCGAGCCCGAAGAAACUGUUGAAAAGGUGCCUUUGAGCGAUGCUAGAAAGGGUCGAGCGAGGGGUCCAGCGAGAAGAAAACCCGCUGUUCCAGUUGCAGUAACCCCUGCAGAACCCGUCAGAAAGCCAGCUCCAGCUCCCCCCAAGAUCAAAGUCGUGAAUGCAUGGAAUGUAUGGCGGAUCGGGGGAGAUGGGGUUCUCGUUGUAGGCGACACCUCCCCCGCCAAGGCUAGAUCUGCAUCACCACCAGAUUUACCUACUACCACAAUUCCCGAGUCACAACCUAGCGCGCUUUCGGAACAGGCGGGUUCCCCCUCUUCUACUACUGCCACUACUGCCACUCCCACUGUACCCCAAGCUCCCGAUACGAACAUAGAUAUAGAUGCGGGCUCUUCCCCCGAGACGACAUCGAAACCCGCGCCGACGAAAGAAUCCGAUGAACCUGCUCCCGUUGCCCGCGACUCGACAGCGACGAGCUCGUCGUCACCAUCACGAAAUCCAGAACCCACCCCAUCCACGUCAAGCCACGAUGAUGGUGAUGGUGAUGGUGAUGGUGAUGGUGACGGUGACGGUAAUGGUUUAGAGGCAGAACCACCGCAACAAGAACCACUGGUCGAAGCUGAGGUAGAACCUGGCGAUGAGACCCCCCUUGUGGCUGAGCCUGGUCAGGAAAAGUCCGGUUCGCCGGCACUAGAUGAUGCAGAUGUUGUUGAGCAAACUUCCGCACCGACUGAACCGCUAGAGAAAAGUGCUUCGGGAACUUCAGACUCUGCUGGUACUAGUUCGUAGUAAAGGUAGGUGGGUUGGUUGGAUUGGUGUGGAUUGGGAGAUGGGAUGAGUGUUUUCAUUUAUGAACAGAUCAUUUUCCCUUUUCUCGUUAUUUUCUCCACCCCCUUUUCUCCCCCAACUUGUCUUGUCUCCUCGCUUAUUGACAGCUGACUCGAAUGCACAUAACACUUCUCUUCUAAAGCAAGGAAAAAUAACUGGAAAUAAAUGUUGGGAAAUCUCCUGAUUCUCUAGAAACCAUGUCAUUUUGCACACAAUUUACUUUUUGCUCAAUAAUUAAUUGUAUUCAUUAACUUACGUUUUUUCUCUUACAUCCAAACCAUUUAUUUAUCUUUCUUGACCCGCUUCUAGUUUCCAGUCUUCCUCUCUCCCUUACUUCCCUCCUGCUUCCCUUAACUUACAACACGUUAAUAUGUUAAAAAUAGCCCACCACUUGGAUAAAAUAAAAUAAUAAAACGGGGGCAAACUUGGUUGGAAACAAGUUACCUUAGCCACCAAUUUCUUUUUGAAGAUAGUAAAAUAAACUCCUUUCCUCCCACCAUCACUAUUUUACGCUGUCAGAAAGCCUAUACAUAUAUCUCCGUUUGGAUUUACGAUAGGUAGUUAAGUCGAAGCAGUUGUAUAGUGAACUUUAGGCAUCCGUGUCCUCUGUCUCUCUUGUCUCUCUCUCGCCCCUUUUCCUUUUUCCCUCCAUUCCCACCGCAACUCUUAAGCGAUGCACAGCUCCGGUCCUUUCAUAAGAAAUGUGCUGUAUGAAAUCGUUUCAUCGUGGUUGAAUAGCUUUAAA
Molecule: messenger RNA, 4004 nt
Organism: Blastomyces gilchristii SLH14081
Lineage: Eukaryota; Fungi; Ascomycota; Eurotiomycetes; Onygenales; Ajellomycetaceae
Exons: 4
Coding region: 113-3220 (1035 amino acids)
Source: RefSeq, a predicted model, not a curated record